This is a messenger RNA of Panonychus citri (citrus red mite), 609 nucleotides long. RefSeq lists its product as uncharacterized. The record is from RefSeq and is a predicted model, not a curated record. The coding region runs from base 109 to 549 and encodes 146 amino acids. Lineage: Eukaryota; Metazoa; Arthropoda; Arachnida; Trombidiformes; Tetranychidae. The transcript is spliced from 3 exons.
GAUUGUUGAUUACAUUCAUUUUUGUCCUUUUACAACAAGUAGUUAAACAAUUGAACAAUCAUUUUAAUUGUUAAUCCACAAGUAAAUCAACUUAAAUCAUUACCAAACAUGAAGAUACAAAUUACCUUAAUCACUCUAAUUGGACUUACCUGUGCAACUAUUGCUUUAGGCAAAGAAACUAUAACUCUCCAUGGAUCGCAAAUUGAUGCUCGAGCUUUAAGUGAACGUGCCAAUCAAAUGUCGGUGGGUCGGGAACAAAGUAUGAGCCAAUUGAUGGCACAAAUUGAGAAUAUGCAGAAACAAGUGACCGCUCUCCACGAAACCCUCCGGCGAAAUCACACUCGACGAAACUUGGUUACAGUUCGAAAUGUUAAAGAUGCUGUUGAUGAAAUAAAUCGUAACUUUCGAGCGCUGAACAGUCAAGCCUCACGAUUCAUAUCCACUAAGGGUGUUCCAUCAACACUUGGUACCCGAUCGCUUGGAUCAGAUUCACAACAAUCAGGAUUCUCUUCCGCUGAUUCCAUUUCCUCCUCUCAAUCAUUAGCAUAACAUUGAAAACGGAAAUUAGUCGAAAAUAAAAAAGCAAAACAAUUAAUUAACCAAUUAAAA